GUGCGCACACGGAGAAUGAAAAUCAAACUUCACCAAUUAUUUAAAAUGUUCCUCGUUUUCGCCAUUACGCGGACUUGACUUGAGAAUGAAUUCAUUUCGCGACGUAUCCCCACAGCAUAUGACUUUUUUUUGGGGGGGGGGGGGUAUUUUUUGCAGUGCAUCCGCUUUACGCACAGUGUCUGAAAUUUGAUUCGAGUUUAAAAAGCGCAGACAGCGGCCACAAGUCAGAGAGAAACUGGUUCCACUGGUGCGCGUCAGGUAGCACCUUAUACGGAUUGGAGAGGCACUUCACAGCCCCUCAGGCUCUGUAUCUGCUGGGGCGCACGGGGGGGGGCAGAGCCAUGCACACUCCUGCUUGAUGCGCUGAUCCCGAGCGGAGGGAACCAGCAGUCUUUGGUUUUUCACUGCCACUAAUGACCCAGCGAUGGAGACGACUGGGAACGGCACCGUGCACCCGAACGGAUCCGAUCCAUUUGCGAGAAACGAGGAGGUCGCCCAGAUCGAGAUCAUGGUCCUGAGCAUCACCUUCGUGGUUGCGGUGAUCGGAAAUGUCAGCGUCCUGCUGGCAAUGUACAACACCAAGAAGAAGAUGUCGCGGAUGCACCUUUUCAUCAAACACCUCAGCCUGGCGGACCUGGUGGUCGCCUUCUUCCAGGCGCUGCCGCAGCUCUGCUGGGAGGUCACUUUCCGCUUCUACGGCCCAGACUUCCUCUGCAGGAUCGUGAAGCACCUCCAGGUGAUGGGCAUGUUCGCCUCCACCUACAUGAUGGUGAUGAUGACCCUGGACCGUUACAUCGCCAUCUGCCACCCGCUCAAGACCCUGCAGCAGCCCACCCAGCGCUCCUACAUCAUGAUCGUCUCCACGUGGAUGUGCAGCCUGGUGCUCAGCACGCCGCAGUACUUCAUUUUCUCCCUGAGCGAGAUCAAGAACGGCUCGGACGUCUACGACUGCUGGGCGAACUUUGUCGAGCCCUGGGGCGCCAAGGCGUACAUCACCUGGAUAACCGGCAGCAUCUUCCUCGUGCCCGUGGUCAUCCUGGUGACGUGCUACGGAUUCAUCUGCCACACCAUAUGGAAAAAUAUCAAGUACAAGAAAAGGAAAACGACGACCGGUGCCGCGAGCAAGGACGGGCUGAUCGGGAAGAAUUCCGUCAGCAGCGUCACGACCAUAUCGAGAGCCAAACUGCGGACCGUUAAGAUGACUUUUGUGAUAGUCAUGGCAUACAUUGUCUGCUGGGCGCCGUUUUUCACAGUGCAGAUGUGGUCCGUGUGGGAUGAAAACUUCCAGUGGGCUGACUCUGAGAACACUGCGGUGACUCUGUCUGCGCUCCUCGCCAGCCUCAACAGCUGCUGUAAUCCGUGGAUAUACAUGAUCUUCAGCGGUCACCUCCUCCAGGAUUUCGUGCACUGCUUCUCCUACUGCCGCCGAACAAACGCGGACAUCAAGAAGGAGGACUCCGACAGCAGCAUCCGCAGGACAACGCUGCUGACUAAGAUGACCAACCGGAGCCCUACGUGCAGCACGGGCAACUGCAGGGAGCUGGACAACUGCGCCAAGUCCUCCGUUCAGAUGGAGUAAACGCACCGCCAGAAACCUCUGGUGUGUGGAGGGGAUGAACACAUGUCUUGCAGUGGCACACAAACCGCUUCAGUUCAACCGAGCUUUAGACACGAGUGUCUGAAACGUCCCUUUCACUCCAAAGCCGUCGAGCAGAGUGGAGAGAUACAGAAUAGUUUGGGAGUUGGCAACAAUGACGUUGGGAAACAGUGCCUGUUUCUCCGUGCUGGAUUCUUCUUGCUAUGCUUUAUUUAAUAAUCACUGCAACAUUAUAGGAAAAGAAAAAAUUAUUUGUUAGAAAAGAAAAAUGUACUUGGAAUUUAUCCUGUUUUUGUAUCUCCACAGUUGUUGGUUAAAGGCCGAGGUGUCUACAGUUGUGUUUUUUGGUAUCGUUUUGUUGAAUUUAGUCAUAAUGCUUGAAAAUUCAACAGCCCCGACAUGGUUUCUUUUGCACGAAUACUGGUGCUUUCGCUGGUGGUUACGUCUCCCUGCACUCCCGCUGAAGACCCUUUCCUGUCCCUGUUGUGUUGGCAGAGAUAAAACUUACAUGGCAGCCAAGUGGUGUGUGUGUGUGUGUGUGUGUGUGUGGGUGUGUGUGUGUCGGUGUUAACGACUCUUCAAGACCGCAGGUCUCUAAGUAACAGAGGCAGUCACCUCAUCCUUUGUGGCUAGCAAUCCAGUCGGUGUUUUUUUUCCCUCUGAGACAGUUUUUUGAAAGUUAUACAUAUAUUUAAAAAGAAUCAUCUUCAAACUAACAUUUCCUUUGGCCUUUUUUAUAAUAAAAUAAAAUAAGGGUGAGAGGUUCAGGCUCUAUUCAUCUACUGAGCCAUCGCGUGCAUCCACAUAUCUAUAAUUUGCUCAAGGAUUUGUUUCAUGUUUAGGCCGGUGGCCCUGAAGGAUGGCUUUCAUUUCUCCUCAGCAGUGGCAGAUGGAAACAAAGGGGGACAUUCUCACACUCUCUCUCUCACACACACACACACACACACACACACACACACACACACACACACACACACACACACACACACACACACACACACACACACACACACACACACACACACACACACACACACACACACACACACACACACACACACACACACACACACACACACUUCCUGAUUUAUUUUUUUUUCCUCAACUACCUGUCUCUGUUUUGGCCCUCCAGAUUAAAACAAUUUCCUGCACAAGACUGUGAUGAACAGCACCACAAUGUUUCACGGACCAACCUGAGAAGCCCAGACGGUGGUCAUUGUAAUGUAUCAUGAUAUAUUUCUAUAUUUGUACAUAAAAAUGCACUUGGAUAUCUGUAAAUAGGAGUAGAUGAUAUAUGUAAAUUCUGAUGUGAUUGGGAAUUCUGAACACAAUGUUGAUUCUGUUUGCCUGUAAUGGCUUGUGCACGCUAAAAUGAAUCAAAAUAUCCUCUAAAUAUAUGUUGGAAAAAUACAUAGUGACAUAAUGUA
This is a messenger RNA of Scophthalmus maximus (turbot), 3024 nucleotides long. It is a transcript of the gene avpr1aa, whose product is annotated as arginine vasopressin receptor 1Aa. The record is from RefSeq and is a predicted model, not a curated record. Gene Ontology annotation, biological process: G protein-coupled receptor signaling pathway; positive regulation of vasoconstriction; regulation of systemic arterial blood pressure by vasopressin. Gene Ontology annotation, molecular function: peptide binding; vasopressin receptor activity. Lineage: Eukaryota; Metazoa; Chordata; Actinopteri; Pleuronectiformes; Scophthalmidae. The transcript is spliced from 2 exons. The coding region runs from base 425 to 1579 and encodes 384 amino acids. Gene Ontology annotation, cellular component: membrane.